This is a messenger RNA of Megalobrama amblycephala (Wuchang bream), 4374 nucleotides long. It is a transcript of the gene kcnip4b, whose product is annotated as potassium voltage-gated channel interacting protein 4b. Gene Ontology annotation, biological process: regulation of potassium ion transmembrane transport. The record is from RefSeq and is a predicted model, not a curated record. The coding region runs from base 172 to 849 and encodes 225 amino acids. The transcript is spliced from 8 exons. Gene Ontology annotation, molecular function: calcium ion binding; potassium channel regulator activity. Gene Ontology annotation, cellular component: voltage-gated potassium channel complex. Lineage: Eukaryota; Metazoa; Chordata; Actinopteri; Cypriniformes; Xenocyprididae.
GAGAGAGCGAGAGGAAACUGAUUCGCUCUCAGAUGUUUUAACGCUGACGCGCAUACCUUUCAGCGUCACUGUCUAUCCAUGUAGCCUACCUGAUAGGAAACUGAAAUUCAACUUGAUAGCACAUUGGAAUAAAUCGGAGAACUUGCUUUUUCUUCCAUUCCUUUUCUGAAAAUGAGCAGCCGACGGCGACGAUGCAAGCGUCAGUUGAUCAAGUUUACCCAGCAUAUUGCUCGAUUAAUCACAGGAACUCUGAACUCAGAUAAUGAGGACGAGGAACAAGAGAGCACAACGGUGCGGUAUCACCCUGAAAAUCUGGAGCAACUGCAGUCGCAGACCCAUUUCUCAAGACAAGAGCUGCAGUUACUCUAUAGAGGAUUCAAGAAUGAUUGUCCGAGUGGAGUUGUGAAUGAGGACACAUUUAAAAACAUCUAUGCUGUGUUCUUCCCACUGGGAGAUUCAUCAAAGUAUGCUCAGUUUCUCUUCAAUGCAUUUGAUAAAGAUAAGAAUGGCUCUCUUAGCUUUGAGGAGUUAGUCUGUGAUCUCUCUGUUUUGUUGAGAGGCACUACUGAAGAGAAGCUGAAUUGGGCUUUCAAUCUAUAUGACAUCAACAAAGAUGGACAGAUUACUAAAGAGGAGAUGUUGGAUAUUUUGAAGUCUGUUUAUGAUUUGAUGGGGAAAUCUAUCCAUCCAAGGCUUAAAGAGGAGGCAGUGAGGCAACACGUCAGAAUGUUUUUCCAAAAAAUGGACAUAAACCAGGAUGGUGUUGUAACUAUUGAUGAAUUCAUUGACUGCUGCCAAAAAGAUGAAAAUAUCAUGCAGUCUCUUAAGAUUUUUGACAAUGCAGUCUAGAUGUUAAUCAGGAAUUUCAACAGUACUUGGACAAUUCUGAGCAACACUCGUUGGAUAAUUUCAUCUUUUCUGUGCUGCUGUUCCGUUCAGGACAGAGCUGGACAACUCUGGCCUGCUCCAGAUGCCUGUGAAGUGACUGCUGAAUGUAUACAUACCUAGGGAGAAGUUUGGGGGCUGUAGUGUGAUGCAAAUGUAAGGUCAAUGUUAGUGGUAGAACAGCAACUGCUUUUACUAAACAACAUCAGUGUUCUAGUAUUAUAAUGUGCUUCUGUGGUUACUGACCUGUCUCAUUUUUGUGUGCACUAACUAGCUGUUUAAUAUUAAUUGUAUCACACAUUUUCUUUUUCCACAGCUGAUCUCUAAGUACUCUUGGUAUACUUAGGUAGAGAUUAAAACCUUGUUUGACCCUAAACUUUUUAAUAUUUUUUCCAAUAGAUUAAUAAUUUACUAUGUUUACUUGCAAUUCUCAAGGUCAAGCAAGAACCAUGUAUCUAAAGUGAACACUCAAGUUUUCUUGAUGUCAAAUACGCACAUUGUUUUUAAAGUAACACUAGAUAGCCAAAAACUAGUUCUGAGGUUGUAGUUUUUUGUUUUUAUUUUAAUUAUCUCUAUAUAUUAUACUUGCAUAUGAUGCAAAAAAAAAAAAAAAUUUCUAAUUAACAAUGUUUCCAUAACACAAGGCCUAUAAUACUCGAAAGUGGUAGGGACACUUUUUUUUUUUUUUUUUGGGAAACCAAAACAAGUGAAGACUUCUUUUUGAAAAUAAAUAAGUGAAAAUAAAUAUUCCAUAUGCAUAAAAAGAGGAUGGCAUCUGUCAAUACUUCAAAAGCAGUUUUUUUGUGUUGAUUUGGCUUCUUUUCUCCUUAAUGAUGCACAAAAGAGGGUGAAGAUGAUCAGACAACCCAAAUAUUAUUUUGCCCUUGUUUUCUGUUCUCUAAGUGCAGAAAUGCUUUAUUGAUCAAGUACAUAACCAAUCAGUGUUCAAAACGAUCUCCUUACCUUAGACCGAUUCACAAUGGUAAGCUUGUAAUAAUGUUUUCUAAUUUGAGUGGUACUGGUAGGUUUCCAUGGAAAAUACGAGCUUGCCGCCUUUGCGUCAUUAUGUCACAUCUGUAUACGUAAAGAAGGAGUCCUGGCUAGUUGUUUAGAUCACAUUUAUGGAUGCAGCAGGUGGCAAGUCAUUUGUAGCCUCUUCUUGCAGCAGCUGGAAUAAAUAACAACUGGCAAAUCACCAGUAGUAAAAAGCAAAAGACUUUGGACAGUGGAGUGUCUGAAAUUAGAUUAUAUUCAAGUUUUAAAUGUGCAUCUGAUUACAGAUACAUGGGAUUACACUGUACUUACAAAAGAUUUGUAUUUCAAAGAGAACAAAUUCUAAGGAACAUUAAAUUGUUUUUUGAGGUUAAAAGAACAAUUUCUUCAGAUGGAAUUCAAAUGGUAUGACAACUAGAGAUUAGAUAGUGCAGAAACUGAAAUCUACAGAUAACACUAAUACACACUAAAUAACAUGUAGUCAUGCAAUGUUGAUGUUGUUAACAUGAACAAUUUAAGAACAAUGUAUAACAAUAAUAAUUUACACGGUUUGAUGUGAGCUGAGCUAACUUUGCGAUGUUAGAUCUAAUCACCAUUGGUAGCGCAAUUUAAUGUACUUUUUUUUUUUUUUUUUCGUUGGUCAGAUCAAAAGUGGCAGACAUGUUACUUGCUUUUUCAGGUGACGUUUUCUGGUGAAACUUCUGAUUUUGGACAUACUUCCAAGACGUAGCAUCUGUAAUUCAGAAGUACAGUGAAUAUCCACACUGGUGCGCUGACUGACAGCCCACACAUACACCUCAAAAUAUUAUGUUAAUUCACGCUGAGGAGCUGUGCUGAUGCACAACCUAUGUAAAGAAGAUAAUUCUGCAAAUAACUGCAAUUGCAGAUUUCAAACAGAGAUGGCGACUAAGAGGCAAAACUUACAGUCUGCAGUUUAAGUAGUUAGUGAAACUGUACUACUGUAGAUUAGGAUGCCUGGACAAGGUAACAUUACUAAUAAUACUACAUCUCUGAUAUUUUACAAGGAAUUAAUGCUAACUAGUAAUUAUAUACGACUCUCAAUAACAUCUUGGCUCCCCUUAGAAGGGGAACGAGACACUGCAUCAUGGAGUUCAAGCUAUGGGAACACUCCAUGUGAGACAAUGUCUGAAGCACAUGUGUUACAGCCAGUCUCGAUUGGCUACUGCAGUCAGGUGACAUCACAGGUGCGCUGGCAGGGUAUAAAAGGGCACCUAGUGAAGACAUCAUCAACUUCAUAUUGUCUGAAGAAAGAUGUACUGUACAGGCAUGACGGAAGUAUGGCAACCCCUUUGGAAGUGGAACUCAACACUGCGUCAUAGAGUUGACGCUAUGGGAAUGUAAUACCCACAUCGCCAUACUGAACAAAUGCCAGCUCACUGUGCUGUAAAAUUACACAGCGAUCUAGGCUGUAGCCAAGAAAUUGCAAGCACACCUAGUGACCAAGAACUAAAUAGCUUGAAGUGCGGCAUAUGCAGCUCAAUACCUGGAGAGAGAGCGUCUGGAGUGGAACGCCACACCAGCUCUACACAGGAGCUUUCUCAAUGUGAAGCUGUCAUAGUAGGUGCAGCCAGUCCCCUCGAGGGCUUACAGAGUGGGCUCUUCUCCUAACAAAUAAUGCACAACUUAUGAGAGUAUAUCAUCUAAAAUUUUUUCUUUCUCCUAGCCACACAUACACACCGAAAAUGACAUGCACAGACAGACAAAUGGCUUCCUAAAGACAGAGAAGCUGAUGAUGUCUUGACACUGCAAUGGCGCCCUUUUAUACUCUGCCAGCACACCUGUGAUGUCACCUGACUGCGGUAGCCAAACAAGAUUGGCAUGUAACACACAUGCUUCAGACACCAGCUCGCACAGAGUAUUCCUAGAGAGUCACCUCCAUGUUGCAGUGUUGUGUUCCACUUCGAAAGGGAACUGACAGUUUCAAUUUAUUCUUUUGUUUUGUAUUUGUUGUUUUGUAUGUUAAAUGUCCAGAAUAUAAAAUAUACCAGCGUUAAGGAAAUUAGGCUUUGAUAAAGAUUUAAUAUCAAUUGGUACAAAUAUUUAAUAACAAAAAGAGAAGAGAUGCUUCUAAGUCAGAGUGCCUCCUCUUUCUCAGGUAGGAAGGUAUGUAGUUAGUCAUUGGCUGAUGACAUAAUAGUUAUUUUGUUCAGUCUGUCAUUGUCAAUAAAAUGGACAUUGCACUGCACUGAAGAUCUGAAAUUAUAGAGAAUUCUAAGAUACAACUGAUUUUUUUCAACAUAGUAUAUAGUUUUUGACAAAUGAUGAGAGGUGGUACCAAUAAAUGGUGCACUUUUGAUGGUACUGUACAUUCUAAUAGAUGAUUGUCUAAUAGAUGAUUGCCUAAUUCUAAUUAAAACUGCAUUCCAAAAUAGUUCUUCUGUGACUUUUUAGAUAUUUGAAAAAUGUAACUACUCAGAGGAAUAAUUUUGUGGUCAUAUUAUUAGUGUUUAUUGUAAAUGUUAUAUUCUCUUGUGU